This is a messenger RNA of Leptomonas pyrrhocoris, 2721 nucleotides long. RefSeq lists its product as hypothetical. The transcript has a single exon. The record is from RefSeq and is a predicted model, not a curated record. Gene Ontology annotation, cellular component: cytoplasmic dynein complex. Gene Ontology annotation, biological process: intraciliary transport. The coding region runs from base 1 to 2721 and encodes 906 amino acids. Gene Ontology annotation, molecular function: dynein light chain binding; dynein heavy chain binding. Lineage: Eukaryota; Euglenozoa; Kinetoplastea; Trypanosomatida; Trypanosomatidae.
AUGUCCGAGUCGGAGGAAGAGCGCCGUCUGCGCAGGGAGAAGAAGAAGGAGGCCGCACGCCGCGCAGCCGAAAAGGAGGCGAAGCAGAAUGCUGCCGCUGCCGCUGCCGCUGCCGGCGCCACAUCGUCUGACGCACGCGAGACGAAAGAAACCGAAGAGGAGCGACGGAUCCGCAAGGAGAAAAGACGUGCACAGCGCGAGGCGGCGAAGAAGCAGGAAGGGGAGGCCGCCGCCGCUGCUGCGACAGCAACCAACGGGAAGGGCGAAGAGACGCCUUCGGCAGGGCACCAUCACCACCCUCACCAGGACAGUCCAGAUGACAGAAGAAAGGACGCGCCCGCGUCCUCGCGCGCGGAGGCAGCAGCGGCGACCGUCACACCAACACCAACAACGAAGAAGAGUUCAUCACAGCCAAUCGACGACACCGCGGCGCUGCUCAGCGCCAUCGAGGCAGAGAACAACGCGGUGGUCACGCAGCACACCGCUCGUAGCCCUGCCGCCCCGCCUGGGGAGACAAAGCAAACCAACGACGACGGCAACAAUAAGAAUGGGAGACAGCGGAAAGAGACGGAGGAGGAGCGGGCGGCGCGCAAGCAGGCGGAGCGCGAUGAGCGUCGUCGUCAGCGACACGCCGCGAAGGCCGCUGCCGCCGCUGCUGAAGGAGGCGGUGAAGACGGCAGGAAUAGUAUGGGCAACGGUGACAGCAGCGCAGAGGCCGGACAAGUAGAGCGGAAGGCGACGCCCCCAUCGGCCGGCCCCAGCCCGACCACCGCAUUCGACGCAAGCGAGCUGCAGCGGCAGGCGUACAGGGCGCAGUUUCAAAAGGACCUCGCCCGUGCGACGGCGCUGCGCCGACUCGUCGACUUCGACAGCAGCAGCGGCGUCGUGCUCGACCUCGCCCCGCAGACCGCCUACGACUUAUACAUCCGUGACUUCGGGAAGAGCGGGCGGGAGCAGGUCGGGGUGCAGGCGCCGCCCGAAGAAGAGCGGUUGGACGCGGCGACGCAGGCAGAGCGGGAGCGGCAGCGGACACGCACGGCGCAGGCGCCGGACGAUUUGGGCCUCUGCCCAGAGGAGGAGGCGGAGCGGCAGUUUUAUCAGCUGCGUCGCAACGUUCUGCAACGCGGCGUCAGCAGCGGGCGGGGCGAUGGGACCGUGGAGGAGGGAGCUGGCAAAACUGCGAACGAGAAAGAAAGCAGCAAUAACGACAGCAGCUCGAAAGCGACCCGCGCCGUCGAUGCGGCCCUCCUCGAGCGCUUUCUCACGAGCACCCUCCCGCUCAUGAGCGCGGUGCUGGACGAGAACAACGCCGCGGCCACCGGUGCGGCAGCGGCAGCCGUGGCAGCCUCCUCCGCCGCGUCGGCCGGCGAUGGCAGCACGAGCAGUAGCAAACCGAAGGGCUCGACGGCCUUCUCUACGUACUCGACGUUUUGCUGGCGCGGCACGCGUAACCGGCCGCUGGUGCAGGUGCUGCUGAACCCGUCCAACACGCGGCAACUGAUUGCCCUGCACGGCCCCCGCGACGAGAGCGGCCCCUCGCCGGUGUUGGACACGUACAUGUCGGUUCUGCUGUUGUGGAACAUGCACGACACGACUACGCCGGAGCGCGUGCUUGUGUCCUUCUCGACCGUCACGUCGGUGUGCGUCAGCCCGUCCUCCCCCCACCUCAUCUACGGCGGCACCGAAGACGGCAAUGUCUGUGUGUGGAGCCUGCGGGAGCCCGACCGGCUGCACCUCGCUGCCGGCCGCUACGAAAAGGUUGUCUUUCACUUGCCUUCCUACAGCACGAGCUGGCAGGCGGACGGCCACAACGCGCCGGUGCGGCAGGUGCGGGUCUCCGGCUACAACGCCAAGACCCCGUUGCGCAAGGAGGAGCAGCACGAGCAGCUCGUGUCGAUGGACGAGCGGGGCGUGGUGUGCUUCUGGGUGGUGUCGGACCGGGAGAGCAGCGCGAAGGGCGCCCAGCUGAUCGACAACGACUACGGGCAGCACCCCUUCACGAGUGUGAGCCUUCACCUGGCGAAGGGCACCUCCGCUGCGGCCUACGACCCGCACGUGGGAGACGGCGCAGCGGACGCGACGGCGGCGAUGGGCUACGGCGCGGGCGUCGCUUCCUCCUUCGACUUCUCACCGCUGGACGCGGCACAGUACGUUCUGACCGCCCCGCACGGCGUGGUUCGCCGCUCUCGCUUCGGCGGCAUCGCCGUCCCCUCGCUCUACGGCCCUUCGCAGACGACCUACUGCAACUUACCAGGCGACAAAGCCAAAAUGACGGCGGCGACGGUGGUGGCCGUCCCGUGCUGUGUGCAUUACUGCGUGCUCGACCCCCGCUGGUUCGUCGUCGGCUACGAGGACGGCACGCUGCGGCCGUUCCUGCACAACGAGGCGACGCCGAAGCUGACGGUCGACGUUGGCUAUCACCCCAUCAUCGCCGUGCGGUGCAGCGGGGCGACGCCGUGGGUAGUGUGGGCGCUGGAUGAGGGUGGUGAGGUGCACAUGGUCGAUCUCGCUCACCACAACCGGCAGACCCCGCGGUGCUCCCACGUGCUGACGCAGCCAGACACGGGCGUCUGCACCUGCAUGGAUAUCUCAGCGAAGGAUGAGAAGGCAGAUCAGCGGAUGCUGGUGGCUGGCUUUGAGAAGGGGAUGGUGCAGCUCCACACGCUGAACAUGGAGAAGCUGCGUGUUGCCAACGCCGAGCGGGAUGAGAAGUGGAUCUAA